Messenger RNA from Morchella sextelata, 1005 nucleotides. RefSeq lists its product as uncharacterized. Bases 1 to 1005 code for a protein of 334 amino acids. The transcript is spliced from 4 exons. NCBI's taxonomy places the organism in Eukaryota, Fungi, Ascomycota, Pezizomycetes, Pezizales, Morchellaceae. Gene Ontology annotation, cellular component: intracellular anatomical structure. The record is from RefSeq and is a predicted model, not a curated record. Gene Ontology annotation, molecular function: oxidoreductase activity, acting on NAD(P)H, oxygen as acceptor.
AUGAGCUAUAGUACUCGUAUCACCCCACACUUUAUGCGAGCUCUCAGGCAGAAUGGAACGAUAGCUUCGCGGAGACCACUCCUCUUCAAUGCUACCACAACUGUCAGAUCAUUCUCGGUCUCUGCCAAAUUCAUGAGGGGUCCACCAAAGGCUCCUGCUCAAGAAGCCGACAACCUGCGAACCGGGAAUGAGGCACCCACUUUCCUCGGUACACAAAAACGUCUUCCUGAAUUCAAUCUGGUCGAUAGAGUUGUGCUUGUUUCUGGUGGAGCUCGUGGCCUGGGAUUGGCACAGUCAGAAGCUCUUCUUGAAGCUGGGGCUAAAGUCUAUGCACUCGACAGACUCGAAAAACCGAGCCCUGAGUUCUACCACGUUCAAGCCAAAGCUCAGAAAGAACUUGGAACAUCAUUACACUACCACCAAAUCGAUGUUCGUGACGAAGUCAAUCUCAACAAAACAAUUGAGAAAAUUGGGAAGGAGAAUGGUCGGUUAGAUGGGCUGAUCGCAGCAGCUGGUAUCCAGGAAGAGAUUACUGCUUUCGACUAUAAUGCGGCAGAUUUCAACAGGAUGUUGGAGGUCAAUGUCACUGGUGUAUUCCUUACGGCUCAAGCAGCUGCCAAACAAAUGGUCAAGUUUGGAAAUGGAGGUAGCAUUGUCAUGAUCGCUUCAAUGUCAGGCACAAUUGCGAAUAAGGGACUUGCUUGCCCUGCCUACAACACCUCUAAGUCGGCUGUUCUUCAAUUGGCCCGCAACCUGGCCGCCGAAUGGGGCACCCAUGGAAUCAGGGUAAACACAAUCUCUCCUGGAUAUAUUCUAACAGGGAUGGUGGAGAAACUCUUCGUAAAGUUUCCGGAGAGGAAAGCGGAGUGGUCAACGCAGAACAUGCUAGGAAGACUCAGUCAACCUAAGGAAUAUCGAGGGGCGGCAGUCUUUUUACUUAGUGAUGCGAGCACGUUCAUGACUGGUGCAGAUCUUAUCAUGGAUGGAGGACACCACUCUUGGUAA